Molecule: messenger RNA, 2771 nt
Organism: Prorocentrum cordatum
Lineage: Eukaryota; Dinophyceae; Prorocentrales; Prorocentraceae
Source: the annotation of a GenBank genome assembly
GCCUUUUUGGCUCGAGCAUUAUUGCCCGUGUGUUUGGGCCUCGCAGGGCCUCCCCGCAGAAGCCGAAUCAGAUGACGGCGACGCCGAUCAGCUCUCAGGACUUCGACCAGGACUCAGUAGUGGGCGGCAGCUGGGCCAGUGCAGGGUCGGACCGGUCCGGCGGCACGGUGGAGAUUUCCCUCUCGGCUGCUGGGCAUGCUCUACCGCCGCAGCAGGCGCCGCCUGCGCGACAUCCAGGCCAGCUGCCAGGCCCUGCUGAAGCUCGACCGCGCCCGGAGCUCCCUGCGCGUCUCGGGCUCGGAGGAGGCGAUCCGAUCCGUGCGGCGGCACCUGGAGAACUUGAGUGGCCCGUGCAAGCCAUUGGCACCAGCGGUGUGGGCAGAGCUGAUGCGAACGCGCACGCUCCGCCACAGCUCACGCGCGACCAUCGCGCACAUCCAGGAACGCAGCGGCUGCCGCAUCCACAUCGAGCGAGGCAAGCAGGAGGCUCGGCUGUUUGGGCCAAAGGAGGGCAUCGCCGUGGCGGACCGGCUGCUGGACGAGUUCGCGGAGACGUGCGUCGAGGAGGCGGUGAGCGCGGGAGGCCCGGCCGGCGCGCUGUCCGUCGACACGCUGCAGGCCCUCGCCCAUGCGUUCGGCGUCACGCUGCGAGUGGAGCACCAGGAUGUGGUGGUGCUCGGGGUCAAGGCGUCGGUCACCGAGGCCUGCCGGGAGCUCCGUGCUUUUGUCUCGGACCCUGAUGGCUACAGCGUCGAGUCGCUGCCGAAGGUGCCCGAGAGUGACAGCGAGGAGCAUGCUGCCGACGAGGCCCAGCUGGCGCGGGCAAAGGACGCCUGCAGCAGAGCUGGGGCGGUGCCCCCCACUCGCACGAGCGUCGCUACCAAGAAGCCGAAGUCGCCAGUGGAGCAGCCUGCUGCGCCCAGGGCGAGCAGCAAGCGCGACGCUCCCGCCGUCCAGACCUGUCAGAGGCAUAUCUGCCCUACCUGCGGCUCGGGGCGCUUCUGCGCGGGGUGCGGCGUCCAGAUUUGGCAGGUCAGCUUCCUGAACUUCAUGCAGCCGGCCCAGGGCAUGGUGGCUGCAGGCAUGCCCGUGCAGCCCAGCUGCGAGGUGCCAGCGCGGGCGGUGGCUGGCAUGGCCAUGCCGUUCGAACAGCGAAAGAGCUCCGAGCAAGAUAGCCAGAUGCAGUUCUCAUGGGUGCCGGUGCAGCAGCCCCAGAUGUUCUGCGCUUCGCCGGGCGGCGCGCAGGCACAGGGGCAGAUGGGCAUUGCGUGCAUGGUCCCGGCGGGCGUCGUCCCCGCCUGGUGCGGGUGCUGAGUCAGCGGCGGGGCGGCGUCGCCGCCUGGGCCGCGGAGGGGGGGGUACCCCUCGGCCCUUCGGCCGCGCUGCCCUCUUGGGGGCCAUCGACGUCCCUGGCGAGCAAUGCUGGGACCUCUAUGGCAUCAGCGGGGCGCCCGCAGUCGUCGCGGACUGCAUCGAUCCAGCACGCGCCGGCGGAGGCAGAGGUGACGCCACACCCUAGCCUCGGGCCCUGAGGCGGCGAAGGUGCCGGAGCCACGCUGGUCGCUCUGAAUCUUCUUGGCCUCCACGUCUGCGCCUCUCCUCACCUGGAACGCGCUUGUCCAUCUCCGGUGCUGCCAGUCCCCAGUUUUGCCUCGGUCGUGGGUGAGGCCCUGCUCGUCGGCACCUCUGGGCGGGCACCUGGGCGUGCGUGCCGGGACCAGGUCUGACGAUUUAGCGCCAGACAUUCGGACCUGGGGUUCGGGCCCAUGCGGUUUCCCAUUCUGCAGUUUCUGCGGUCUCUCUCCUCUCGGCAGCGUGUCUGAGCUUUGGCGCGGGAGCGCCGCUUCCAUUCGGGAAGCGGCGGCGCAGGUGGUGGUGGGGACUGCUUCCAGGCAGCUCAGGAGUCGUUUGCACUCAUCCGCUGCUGUCUUUCGGAAUGUCUGCCAGCCAGGACACGGUUGUAAUGGAUCUGUCGUCAGUUGCUUCCGACUGAGUCAGGACACGUCGGCGAGCAAGCGUUUUCGAGCGUGUGCCGCCUCGGCCGACUACCUUUGCAGCGACAGGCGCUGCAGAUUUUUGUUUUCUAAUUUUUCUGGCCGUGUUGGUCCCCAGCUUCCACUCGACAUGCUAGGAUACAGCUAGCAGUAUUCCCACGUGGUAGAGUUGAGUUCGUGUGUGUGUGCCUUUGUGCACAGGGAGCCUAAGCUGGGACAAUGUGGAGCCUAUUUUUCCGCUCAAAUGCGAACUUUUUAAGACUCUGCCAGAGUCGCUAGAGUGUACCUCGUUGCACCUUUUCCGCAGCUCACAGCGAUCGCGUGAACGUUGACAUCGAAUGAUGCCAGGAGCGCAAUCAGUAGUUCCUGAGGCACGUACGCGGCAUACCAAUCUCGAGGUCUUCUUGUCCCCAGGUAACUUGCAAGCGAAAUCUUGCUUGCAAGUACUACUUUGUCCUCCGUCUCCUUCCACUCCUGCCUUCCCCUUCUCGUUUCCCCCCCCCCGCUUCCCGCUCGCACACGUCCCGUCGCCACGUUGAUGCCAAGACGCUCGCCGUGAAGCUCACUCCAGGCCUGCCCGCUCGCGACCGGCAGCCACCGCAGCGCCCGUGCCGUGGCACGUGUGCAAGCCAGGAGGUGCAUGCCGGGCGCGCGCGCCCGCGUGCGGCGCACCUUUUCUGUCCAGCCUGGGGCACAUCCCGAUCCCUGUGCUUGGCAUGGCCGCAUCUCGAUGCCAAUCGCAAGUGUCCUCUCAGUUUCGGAAGGCGCAUCCCUCAG